Messenger RNA from Porites evermanni, 927 nucleotides. Lineage: Eukaryota; Metazoa; Cnidaria; Anthozoa; Scleractinia; Poritidae. The record is from the annotation of a GenBank genome assembly.
AUGAAUAACAGCUCAGGAAAAAGUGAUCAAAACAUCUCUGCCCAGGAUCAGAGCAUGUUUGACUUCCGGUCCCAAGUGGUAAUAACUUCCGCUGUUUUUAUUAUUGCUUUUAUUGGCAAUGCGUUUGUUAUAGCAGUAGUGAAAAGAAAGACCAAAAGGCCUAUAAACGAUCUGUUCAUCGUUAACUUAUCUGUUUCUGACAUACUGUUCGUUGGAGUGUGCUUGAUAAGUUACAUUUUUCUGGCAUUAAAACCAGGCUUGUUCUACUGUACCGCCAUACGGCCUCUCCCUACUAUUGCGUUCUGUGCAAGUAUUUUCACCAUGACUUCCAUGGCGGUUAUAAGAUGUCGGAUCAUGUGUUAUCCGCACAAGCCAAAAGUGCGAAAACAAAGAGUCUAUUGCUGGAUCUUCACUAUCUGGCUGUUGUCAUUGAUUAUCAAUUUACCAACCUUGCUUGUUGCCAUGGUUACAUCACAGGGAAAAUGCCAAGGAAAAUGGCCCUCGGUGAGAUACAAAGACGCUUAUAUCAUCGGUUUCUUGUUAUUAAAGGUCAUUUUGCCGCUGAUCAUUAUAACAAGUGCCUACGUGAAAAUCGGAUUGUUUCUAAUGAAGAACAAACGUCCACAAACCUGCUUAAAUGAAAAUCGAGCACUUAAGUACCGACACAUUACAAGAAAGGAUAACAUACAAAUAAUUCGAGUACUAGGGGCAGUGAUAAUCAUGUUUGGUUUGUGCAGCGCCCCGCAUCAAAUCGCCUGGAUGUUAUACCACUUUGGAAAUAAAAAGGAGAAAGAAAUCGGAGGAGCAAUUUUCAUUUUUUCUACAACUUUGCAGACCAUACACGCCUCUAUAAAUCCUUUUAUAUAUGGAAUUAUGUCGAAACACUUCCGAAAGGAAUACAUGAAAAUUUUGGCUACAUUAUUCAAC